AUGAGCGGACGUUUUCAUGCUGAAGAUAGCGACAUUUAUACCCAGACGGGUAUUCCUAGCACUGGGCUGAGUGCCAACUCUGAGGGAAUUUCAGACAGAUCUUGGAGCGCGAGCACCGCUGUCGAAGAUAAUGUUUUCCCGCCCUCUCCUAACGAUCAUCUCGCACACACGGCGUUUGGGGGAAUCCAGGAAUCUUGCUUAGUGCGGUACUUCAUCGAAGAGCUAUCACCAUGGUUUGAUCACGCUGACGAUCGACGCCAUUUCCAAUUGGUGGUCCCUGGCCGGGCCCGACAUUGUCCAACUCUUCGUUAUGCUCUAUUUGCGGUGUCGUCACGGCAUCUGUGCCGUCUGCCACGAUACAAGACAAGACAUGGCAUUAUAUACCAGGGACAAUUACUUCCACACUUGACAGAUUCCAGCGCAGUGGAAUACAUGCUAAAGUGCAUUCCGGGCCUCGCGGAAUUCCCAAGCAUUCAGGAUCCGACACAUCAAGAAAAUAUCAUGGCUGCCGCUAUCAUCUUACGUCAAUACGAGGAGAUGGAUGAAGAGAGCAACGAAGGCAGAGUUGACGCGGAGCAUUAUGACGAACGAGUCAAUUUCCUAGCCGUCACCCAGAAGAUCAUCGACUCAAUGAUUUCGUCCCCUCUGGACCAUUCGCUUGCCACUGCAGCGUACUGGAUUGCAAUACGAAUGGAGAUAUAUUAUGCGUUGACUAGGGAAACGAUACCGCAUUUACGAUUUGAUUCUAACAAUUGGCGCAGUUCUUCAAUCGCCAAUAAUAUGAUCACGUUUGUUGGUGAAGUUGCCCAAUGGCGCUGGGGCCAGAAAUCACCAGAAGAAUGGACUCAACUAAGUCUCAAGGAACAGAAACUUGUUCAAGAAUCCUCAGGUGCAAUGGAGCCUAUCCUUGAGCUCAAGGCAAAUCGAGCCAAUGGCCAAGUAUUCCCGACCGUGUGGUACGGCUUGGAUGUGCAGGCGACAGCAGUUCAGCAUCUCCAGUUGGCUCAGAUGAUUUUGAUUGCUGAAAACCCACAGCUGGAGAGAGCAAGUCGCUCUGCGCAUCGUAGAGUGGAGGCUCGUGUCCGAUCUAUCGUUCUCAACCUGUGCGGAAUUGCCUUGUGUCAUUUACGGGUCCAACCAUGUCUGGUCAAUGCGGUCAUUGCGAUUACUCUAUAUGGCGAUUACUUCACGGAGGAAGAGGAGCGCCACGCAUUGGUCGGCAUCAUUAACCAAACAAAAGACUUACAUGCCUGGCCGAUGAAAAAGCCCUAUCUAACCCUGCUAGAGCGGUGGGCAAUGGUGGAUACUGUAGAAUCGUGA
Molecule: messenger RNA, 1320 nt
Organism: Penicillium argentinense
Lineage: Eukaryota; Fungi; Ascomycota; Eurotiomycetes; Eurotiales; Aspergillaceae
Exons: 4
Coding region: 1-1320 (439 amino acids)
Biological process (GO): positive regulation of transcription by RNA polymerase II
Cellular component (GO): nucleus
Molecular function (GO): DNA-binding transcription factor activity; transcription cis-regulatory region binding
Source: RefSeq, a predicted model, not a curated record